UAUAAUAUUUUUUAUUCAUCAUCAUUUAAAUACAUAGACUGAAAACGAUGUUUCUAUUGGCAAUUUAUCUAUUUUUAUUGUUUAAUUGUGUAAUUUGUAAUUCGGAAAAUUCACCAAGAAUCGUUAUUGUUGGAGCUGGUGCCUCUGGUAUAGCUGCGGCUUCCAAAUUAUAUGAAAACGGAUUUGAAAAUAUUUUAAUUUUAGAAGCUCAAGAUAGAAUUGGCGGACGUAUUCACACUAUUCAAUUUGGUGAAUAUUUAAUAGAUCUCGGAGCUCAAUGGGUACAUGGACAAAUAAAUAAUGUAGCGUACGAACUUGCUGCACCUCUUGGUUUAUUGGAAAAUACUACUUGGAAAUUAGCACUUUAUAAUUCUGCAGGCACAAAGAUAGACGAAACGAUUUUUAAAGAUACCAUUAAUGUUUUUGAAAAUGCUUUAUAUAAUAUAAGCAUAUCUGAUAUUGAUAUUUCUGUAGGCGAACAUUACGAACAAAAAUUUGCCGAAUAUUUCAAUGAUCACCCUGAAAUAAAUACUACUCUUCAAAAAGAUUUAUUAAGAUUCUUCAAUUUAAUAGAAUGUUUAUUAUCUGCAUCGGAUACAUGGUACGAGCCGUCUAUCAAAGCAGAAUUAGAAUAUGAAAUAAGUAAGGGAAAUCCUUCUAUUAAUUGGAAGAAACGAGGAUAUAGUACUAUUUUAGAUAUUUUAAUGAAAAAAAUUCCAGAUGCAACUAAAGAAUUGCCAAUUUUGAACAAUACACUUUUGAACUCGGAAGUAAUUAAUAUCGAUUAUACAAAGAAUAAUGAUUCCAUAAAAAUUCGAACCCUUAACAGUCAAGAAUAUUUAGCAGAUCAUGUUAUAGUGACCCCAUCUUUGGGUGUUUUGAAGGCAAAUUACAAAUCUUUGUUUAAUCCCCCUUUAUCAGAAUCAAAAAUUACAACUAUCGAGGGUCUGGCUUUUGGUACUGUAUGUAAAAUAUUUUUUCAAUUUGAUGAACCAUGGUGGGAAUAUAAUUUAAACUGGGGAUUCAAUUUUUUGUUUAAUGAAAGCUACAGAAAUGAGUUAGAAAACGAUCCUGAUAAGAAAUGGAUUACAAGUACAAUAUCACUUAAUAGUGUUGAACACAAACCUCAUUUAUUACUUGCUUGGAUAACAGCAAAGGGAUGUCGUCUUUUGGAAACACUUCCUGAUGAUAAAGUUCUUGAACAUUCCAUGGAUAUGUUACACACUUUUAUGGGAAAAGAUUACAAUAUUACAAAACCUAAUGCAAUGAUAAGGAGUAAGUGGACACAGAAUAAACAUUUUCGUGGGACGUAUAGUUUUCAUACUGUUGAAUCUGAAAAAGUACAUGCAUCAGCAGAACAGCUCUCAGAACCUAUAAUAAAAAAUCAACUUCCCAUAAUUUUAUUUGCCGGAGAAGCUACAAAUAAACGUUUUUAUUCAACUGUACACGGUGCAAUUGCAUCAGGAUGGAGGGAAGCAGAUAGACUUAUAAAGCUUUAUGCAAAAGCUUUAUAAAUAAAUUACUACAUAAAUAUACUAUUUGAUAUGAAAUAAAUUGUAUAUAUAAAACUAAACCAAAACUUAAUGAUAUUUACGCAGUGUAUGCUGUAUAUAUGCGUAUUAUUAUGAACACGAUUAAUUUACAUAAAAAAUUAAAAUUGAUUAACAUGAUAACGUAAAAAAGUUUGUGCCUGAUUUAAUCCAGUUUCAUAUGCUCCAUGUGUAGUAGAAUAAAAAUUGUCAUGCGUUCCUUCACCAGCAAACAUUAUUACUGGUACAAUCUAUGAUCAAAAAAAGUAUAUUUUAUAAUAUUAUAUAUUGUUAUACAGUUAUUGAUCAAAAUAAUUAAACAUUUAUUAUUUACCUUA
Molecule: messenger RNA, 1867 nt
Organism: Vespula pensylvanica (western yellowjacket)
Lineage: Eukaryota; Metazoa; Arthropoda; Insecta; Hymenoptera; Vespidae
Product: spermine oxidase-like
Exons: 8
Coding region: 48-1514 (488 amino acids)
Molecular function (GO): polyamine oxidase activity
Source: RefSeq, a predicted model, not a curated record